This is a messenger RNA of Osmia lignaria (orchard mason bee), 13895 nucleotides long. NCBI's taxonomy places the organism in Eukaryota, Metazoa, Arthropoda, Insecta, Hymenoptera, Megachilidae. The record is from RefSeq and is a predicted model, not a curated record.
AAAGCCGAUAUUAAAAUUUCUGUUCAAUGGAAUUUCACGCGUUUCUCCGUCGACGAAAGAUUCCAGGUACAGGUAGAGGGUAAAAGGAGGGCCAUAGAAUGCGCCUGGGUUUUUCGUAUUCACGACCAGGCUGUUUUCUCCUUCCGAGAACGAGAAUCACAAUGGCCGAGUACAAUAGGGCUCGAUCGUGCGUGCACGAUCACGAUCGCGAUCCAGGCGAGUUUUAUUCCCCCCCAGGCUAUCGAGUCGCGUUAUCGUUUCUCCUCGGGACCGAUCUCUACAGAGUUUCAAACACAGCCAGGAAAAACUCUUGCAAUUUUCCCGAAGUUUCCUCCGCUUUAUCGCGUCGCGUCGGUCAGUUCCUUUGUUUCCUGGUCCACCAGCUCUCCGGUUGCUGCGACCACGAUGGACGCCGUACGCUGUUCCUUUCUCUCUUCCUCUCAUCCUUUCUCUUCACAUCUCUCUCUCUCUCUCUUCAAUUCCUUAUGCCGCAGCCUCGGCUCGUUCUCUCGGUCGUAAGAGCGUUCUCUCGAAACCAGUUUCCAGCUGUCAGCGUCUAGUUUCUCGCGUACGCCUUACCUCGGCCGCGAUAUGUGCAAGAAUUUUUCAGCGACCUCCCGUAACCCCGGCCCGUCGCGUUGGUCGCUUUCGAUUUACCCGGUCGCACCGGCGAGAUAAGCCAGGGGAAAAAGGGAAUCCGGGCCGAUAAGAAGCGCGACGAACGCGGCCGGAAAGCAGCGCUCGGCUCGACCGAAAUAAUUUUCUCCCCUAACGAAAGCCGAAGGGCGUGCGUCUGGACCAAAAUAGGCGGAUGCAGAGGCAAGACACGGGCCGGUGCUUUGCCUUGUCGAAUUCAUUCAUCAGAAGCGAGAGGGAGAGACGGUGGUACACAGGAUGAGGGCUGGGAAUGGAAGUAGGGUACGGAGGGAAGGGAAAAGGUUGAUUCAAACGUCCAGGCUUAAACUCCAUCGUUGCUUCGUGUGUACAGCCAGGUUCUCGACCGUCCUGUUUACAUGCCGUGUAAGCAUCCCCCAGGGAUGCUUCCUCGAGUUCCUGGAAAGCGACCGACUGAAAAGUGGACGAAUUUUUCGGGAGAGAGCGUGGGAAGCGACAGAUGGUGCACGGAGGAUCAGGUCAAAUCUCGGGGGACGGGAAAUAGCCGCGAUAUUCUUUCGCAGGUAUCGAGCCGAAGACAUUUUCGAUCUUGUAUACCUGCUCGUCUUAGUACCUUCCUGAAUUUAUGAUCCUUUUAGCGGUCUCGAAGUCUGGAUGGGAAAUAGAGACUCUCUAGUUUCGACGUGCAUUAAGGGCGUCGAGGAAUAAUCGAUGCGUUCAGAAGGGAGGGAGAUAAAGUGUGAAAUCGUUAUUCAUUGAUAAUAACAGUAUGAUGGAAUCAUCAUGCGUAUCGAAUUGGAAAAAUAAUUUUUGCAGGAAUGUGUAAAUUUUAGAAAAUGAAAGUAAUAUGUUGUAUAGAAAUUAAUUAGAAUUGCGACUCUCUCUAUGAUUCACCGUUUUGGUGAAAGUUGCGAAACCCAUUAUAUUUUUAACCCUUUUAGAAUGAUAUGGAAAAUGGUGCACGCGUUUCUUCUUCGCGAGUAAUCGUGUCGAGGUCGGGGGUGAGUAGUCUCAUUUUCCCCGCGUGUCCGCGAAAGGAGAGAGGCAAGGGCUCGCGUAUCGGUCGUUAUCCUUUUGGUAUUACUCGACGACCGAUUCCCCGACCGUUCGAGUCAUUUGAGAGCCACUGUGCCGCGGUUCUGCUGAUACGGCGAUGCGUCAUAAGUAAAUACUCGCGUACCUGUAACUCGUUAUCGGCGUUAACGCGGCCACCGCUUCACGUUGGCUGGCACCCAGAGGUCGGUUCGCCAGCGAGCGAAUCGAAGCGUUCCCGACGACGUCGCGCGAGUUGAGUCGAGCCCGAGUCUCGUCGCGUUCGCGAUUACCUCGAAUCCAUUCUCUCUGUUCGUUAUUCCACAGCCGUGUCUUGCUCUUUCUCGCCUUCUAUCCCCCACCUUCUGUUUCACUCGCUCUACGUGCAUUACGCGAACGGACUCGCAGUCAGUCGGCACAGAGUCAUCGUUGACGCCACCGAGACCCUCCUUAUCCCUUUCUUUCAUUCUUUUCCUCCAUUUCAAUCUCCCUCUUCGCUCCUCUCCGUUAAUUCAUCCCGCGAUGUUCCUUGAUUUUCGCGGUCCUCUUAAUAUUCCUUCCCCGUUUCACCGCCGGCAAUCAGCCCAGAGCCCUUUCGUUCGCGUUCCUGGUGAAACAUCAUCGAGAACGUACGUUGCAACGGGAGUGGUCAGUGUUCAGUGGUUGUGAUACUUCUUCGAUGCCACGAGAAGGAUAGAGCGGCUUCGACCUUGCUCACCCGUUUGGAGGCAAGAUCGGUGAGCUUCGCCUCGCGGGGACAGAAUGGAAGGAGAGGAUGUAGGCGAUGAUAAGCUUUCGAAAAAGGAAGAACCGGGGCUUCGUGUUCUCUCGGUCGACAAAGUCACCGUGGAGAAGAUCGUGUUCGAAUCGUCGAGUGGAUCGCGGGAAGUGCUGCUGACGAAGAACGAGACCUCGAGGAAACUGUCGAUUAAGUCCGAGCUCUCGCGGUCCGAGGACGAAGGGAGGAAGAACCGCGCAUCGCUUCCGGAGGACAUACUCGCGGCGAACUCGAAGGGCGCGAUCGAGAAGAGGAUCAAACCGAUCAAACUUACCAAGGGUCCCUCGAUAGGCAGCAUCGUGGUCGACGUUCCGUCAAAGUUAGAAAUUAACGAAUCCAAUUCAAAGAAAGCUGAAGAGAAAGCAAAGGAUGAAGAUAAUCAGGAUGACCGAAGGGAGAACGAGGGAACCGAGGCGAAAGAUCGUUUAGAAAAGAGUCGUUCGAACAUCAAAGUGCUGCAGGAAAAUUUAACAACCAAGAUCGACGCCAACACCGUCGAAAGGUACAGGAGGAAGUUGCAGGAGCUGCGCGAGAACUGCGCCCACAAGUUGCUCGAUUCGAACGCGAACGAGAAGUUCACGGAGGUCGCGUUCGACGAGGAAUUCCUGCAGAAGCACAACCUCGACAGGAGAUUGAAGAUCGAGGAGGAUAGAUCACCGGAGGGUGAGCUCGAGCAGGAAUCGGACGAGUUGCUGACGAAGGACACCGCGACAGCGAAGCCGAGCUACAGCAAGAAGGUCUCCGAGGUGGAGAAAAGGUGGUCCGGAGAGUUCCUGGAGAACAGACUGACGCGUCGAUCCUCGGAAUCCUCCAAGUCCUCUUACGUGGAGGAAUUCGGCAGCGUAUCCUCCGAGGAGAGCGUCGCGGGAGAUCGCGACUCGCCGCGAUUCGAGCGAGAGAAGAGGAAUACGGAGGUGGAAGAGAGCGGACGAGAGUCUUUCGGGAGGCAAACUUCGGAGGAGGUCCUCGCGGACAGUACCGUGAGCACUUUAGAUUCCGACUCGUGUCUGGAGGAUCGGAUCAAGGCGUUGGAGGAGGAGGAAAGUGUAGAUCGGAAGGACGAGGUGGAGGAUGACGAAGGAGAGGAUCUCGACGUGGUGCGUCGUCGACGUCGCUCGAAGCUGUUAGCGUACGAGCGUGCCGAUCGUUGGAACGAGUCUCUGAAACGGGCGAAGGUUUCGAGCGGUUGCUCGACGGACUCGAUCGACUCGACGCGUUCGAGGAAGGACGGUUACGCGAGUCUCGUGAGGGAAUUGGCCAUGGAGGCGGCGGCGGGCACUUCUCGAGUGAAGAAGGAAGAGAAGCAAAAGAGGAAGCUGGGGCUUCGCAGAUUGCUGCCUGGUUUCUUCUCGCCGAAGGAUUCCCGGAAGGAUUACAAGAAGAAGAAGGAGUCGAAGGAGAGGAGGAGGCACGAGGACAGACACUUCGCUCGUUACCAGCAGAACGGAAAUUACACCAGAUCGCCGGACACGAUGAAUCUGAACGAGGACAUCAAGAGGAACGUGAAGCUGGACAACAGUCUGAACGGAUCGAUCAUCGAGGAGAGGCUGGACGAGAUAAAACGAGAAUUGUUCCCGGAUCAGUGCCCGAUAACCAGCACUCCGGACCACCUGGCGCGGGACGAGGAGCAGAGUCUGUUGCGCGACCGAAGCGGAGCCGCCAGGGCGUACGGCAUCGACUCCAGCCUGAGCUCCAUCGCGCCGGACGACAGGUGGAACGAGAGGAGCGGGCAUCUUGGGAUAUCCCCGGACAUCCGGAAGUUCGAGCAGAGGCAGAAGCGCGAGGAGUUCGACCAGAGGUACGGGGGGCAGCAAUUGGAGCGAAAGCACAGCCUGCAGGAAUCGAAUCCACCGAACCGUCUGUGUUUCUUUCAAAGAAAUCAUGGCCCCUCGGGAAGAAUCUCGGCGCCGCCCAGCGAGAGGUACCUCGUCCGACCCAGGGCGAUCCAUCCGAUCGACAGACCUCUGCCGGCGAUCCCUCGAUCCCGAGUCGACUCGUCCAAUUAUGAAAACUAUCCGGAGGAAGAUAAUCAACCGCGGCCGAUCGGUUAUGAACGGAGUGGGGCAUACACAGCGGACAAGGCGGAAUAUUCUAACAAAUCAACGUUGUAUGAGAACGAAGGUUCGCCAGGUGGAUUGAUUCUGAAAUCGGUCUCCGCUCAGGUGAAGAUCACGCGGCAGCCGAUAGGGAAUCAGAACCAGAAGAGAGCGCCCUUGGUCGGUCGAUCUCCGAAGUAUCUUUCUUCAGGUUCCAGUCAGAAAUCCGGGGACUAUGGAGAUUCCAGUUGCACGCCGAACUCCAGCCAAAAAAGCGAGUUCUCGCCGACCAGUUCGAAGAGCGGGGAGUAUUAUUUGAAUUCUCCGCGGAACAGCGGCUCUCCUAACGACAGGGACUUCGACGAGGAGAACCCGUCCAGCAGGGAAGGCAUCUACGAGAACGAGAAUGAGAAUUCGCCUUCGAGAUCGUCCACCCGGUGCGCGGAUGAGAGGAUCUACGACGAAACGCCGUCCUCGCCGUCUAAACCGCCUAUCCGUUCUCCAAUGGAUGAUUCUUUGGAUAAGACGGACUCUUCUCCGGGUCGAGGAUGUUCCAAGGGCGGACGACCAAUGUCGCCCAGGACGAACGCGGACAAACAGAGCAUCGAUGGAGAAACUGGCAAAACAGGAGCGCGGACCGUGCCUUCCAGGAGGUCCCAGCCUAACGAACAGAUCCUGAUCGCCUCGCCGAAGAGGGAAAUCGCGUACGAGUGUCGGAUACCUCGGCCUUUGAACGAGUCCAGACUCUGCGCCGUCGAAUCUCCCGUGCGGAUGAUGAAUUCGCCUCACAGACUCACCGGAGUGACCCCGUUGGAGCCGCGUAAUCAAGAUCCAAGCGGGAACCGGGAGCCUCCAGCCUCGAAGAUGAUCGACUAUCCAGGAGGAGGAGGAGGACUCACGGAGAUAGCCCGGCCGGAGCCCGUUUACGGACAUCAUCGAAAUCAACCAGUAGCAGGUCAGAAUGGUGGAUCGCAAGCGGAGGAUGAGCGGAGAAAGGACUGCGACGAUAGAGUGGCUUGGGUUCAGGGAAGAGCAACUUCUCCGGCGACGAGCCCUAAACGAAACGAAGCAACAUCUGGAGAGAGAAACGAAUCCCCGGUUACGGAAAACCAUCGACAGGGUCAAAAUCAACCGCCCUCUCGUUCGCCUCGGUCCGUGGCCCCUUUGCUCCUGCAAGAAGCGCAACGCCCCCGCAUCGCGGGUCGGGAGAAAUUGUACGGAACCGCGGGCCCGGGACGCGCAGACCCACCCAGGGUCCUCCAACCACAGGCGCAGCAACGACAACCGCGAUCGCCCACACCGCGAAGUCUAACGGAACCUUUGUACCUUCGUCAAAUCCCCGAGUCGACUUACGGGCAACGGGAGAACGCGGCCGUCGGGCCGCUGUCGCCGUCGAAGCAGGAGACUCGACAACACCUGGAGGCGUUCUACUGGCAGCAGAAGACGCUGGAGGCGAGCAGGAAGACCGUCGCGCCUCCGAGCGCGAACGCGAACCCGAGACAGAUUGGAAGGAAAAUUGAUUUACCGGAGGUCAGGGAGGCGGUGUAUUGGCAGCAGCUCAAGAAGCUGGACGAGGAGCAACAGAGGCGCAUCUACGAGCAGAAUUUGAUGGAGGAGUCUUCCUGUUGCAAGGCGGGACCGAAGAUUCCCUCUGCGAGGUCCGUGUCUCAGAGGCAAGUGUCGGUUCCAAGUCCCGCUGGAGCUAUGAAUCUUUCGUUGACGAUCGGAUACGGGGAGCCGGGUCCGUGGGCGGGUAAUGUCUGUCGUUCGAAAGGGAAUCCGAGCGGAAAGCCGCCGUUAAUGCAGAGUCAAAAGGGUCCGAAUCAACCGGUGUUGAUCGUGAGACCGCAACAAGCGAUUCGCGAACGUCGAGAAGCAGCGAUGCCCUCUAAGCCCGUCGAUUCCUCUCGCAGACCGGAAACGCAGAGGUCGAAAAGCGCUUCCCCGCAUUUCCACCGCGGCGACGCCCCUCAGAUCGUGCCGCGGAAACUGGACGCCCCGUCGAUUUACGAGGAGGAAGUAGCAGCGGUGAACGACGUCGAAGGGAAAAGCGCGCCUCCUCCGAUAUUCAAAAGGGGCAGCCUGAUCGGCGGAGAGUCAGCGGAAUAUGGCACCGGAGGUGGCGCUAAGAGGGUCAGCUUUUCGAAUCAGUCGACCACCGUCGGACGAGAUUUGCCCAGCGGAAGUUGGCCGACAAAACAUGGCACAGCUCCGGAACCACCGACUCGAAGACAUCGAAGCGAGGACAGCGUUUCCGACACGGACUCGGUGUUUCUUCACCAAGAACGUCGCGACGCUGCGGCUGGCCCCUGCCCCGACGUGGAAUACGACGCUGACAGACCUCUACCUCCUCUGCCCAACGACGUGGCUCCUGCGAAUCCGAGCGGAAGUGGCAGUACGCCAAGGAGCAACGCGUACGGGGAAGUUCGAUGGAACCCCCCACGACCGGAUCCACGACGAGCCAUCAGCCCCCACCGGAUGCUUCGCCCAAAGGAGGAAGAGUGGAAUUCGGAUGGCAAGGGCCGACAGUCCAACGACAUCGGUGGGUCCGGCAGGGGGGAGGGUGAGGCAGGCUCGAACGAAAUUCCAGGUGGUAGAAGGGGAGGUGGCGGCGGCGGUGGUAUCGGAGUCGGGGGCGGAGGAAGCGUGUUGGGUGUCGGAGGCGGGGGUGGAGGCGGAGGAAGCGGCGGAGGCGGCCCGGGGGGCAGAAGCGGGUCGGUGGGUGGCGGUCGGUCAAGGGACGAGCCGAGGAGGCACACCCUCAGUGGCGAUCACCAACCGUCCCUACAUCAUCAACAGUUCAACGCUGCCCAGCAGUUGCAUCCCCUUCAUCCCCAUCACCUGCCGCCGCCACACGGACAGUACGGUACGCCGCCUACGCGUCACACCACCAUGGAUCUCGAGAUGGGGACCAAGUCUCGCCAGAGAAAGUCGCCUCUUCCGCGCGGGUACCCGCCUCCCUCCUCCACGAUGUUGCUCGAUGAAGACCCGGGCAUCAUGUCCGAGGUGGAGACAUCGAGCACCGGAUUCCGUCGGGGUGGUAAGCAAAGAAGCAGCCUCCCCGUGGUACGGAACCCCAGCAAGACACUGGAGCGACCACUAGGUCUAGUGUUCCUGCAGUAUAGGAACGAGACGAAGCGGGCACUGCUACCCAACGAAAUCACUAGCAUAGACACCGUCAAGGCCCUCUUCGUCCGAAGUUUCCCGAAGCAACUGACUAUGGAGUACUUAGACAGUCCACACGUGAAGGUUUACAUACACGACAGUAACAAGGACAUGUUCUACGAACUCGAAGAUCUCAGAUCCCAUCUGAGAGACAUCCGAGACCGUAGCGUGCUGAGACUGUUCGAGAGUACCGACGGCGUGACCGGGAUGUCGGGACCCCUUGGGAUACCCGGGACCGGGGCAGGACUUCCCCCGCACUGGGAGGACCAGAGCUACUUCAGCGAGCCGGAGUUCGACAGCGAGUACCAGCACCAACACAUUCACAAGAGCAAGACGGCGAAGAACUCGACUUCCGGGAGCAGCGGCUACUACGUCGGGGGGAGCAGCACCCUGCCGCGAGGAGGACCGGUGAUGAGAGCGUAUAGUCCCGCGGCGUCGUCGGUGGUCGGACCGAGUUCCACCCCAACGCAGCCUAAACCUCUGACGACUCCAGAUGGUUGGAUAGGUGGUGGCGGGGUGCCGCCGGCCAAGCCGCUUCGCAGCUACCAGUGUGGUAAGAGUCCCCUUGGAAGUCUCGGGGGCUCGGCACGCUUCUCUAGAGACAGUUCGGUCUCCCUCUAUAGUAUAGCAGAUCGAUUGCACGGCGAGAGCGGCUACAUGAGCAGUCCCGAAAGGGGGGGAGGAGUUGGCUCCGGGACCGGAAGAUACCCGCCUGGACCGUACAGCGCCGGGAGCAGCUACGAGGAUCCUUACUACUCGCAAUACUCGGGGACCGUCACGCCGGUCAUCGACGAGGAAGCCAGUGGGUGGUGCAGCGAUACGGAGCUGUUGGAGGAAUCGUACAGCCUAUACGGUGUGAAACCGCCAGGCCGUCCGCCGUCCGGUCCACCGCGAUCCCCGUUUCCUCCAGGGGCGCCACCACCUUUGCCACCCGGUGGUCAGAGCUACGACGCUACUCGGAUAAGAGUAGAACACAUGGAGAGACAGCUGGCUAACCUGACGGGACUGGUGCAGAAGGCUCUGACCCACGCGCCGCACACCAGUCCAUCGCCGCGAGAUUACUUGCAGGUUCCUGCGGGACGCGACCCAUACGCGAGAGGACCAGGCGCCGGGGACGAGUUCGACAAACACUCUAGCUCCAGCUCUGCCUCAUUGCCAGUGUCUCAACCUGCCGUUACAGAUGACUCGUACUUAAGGACUGACGUAAAACCACCGAAAUUAGGCAAAGACAAGUCGGUGUCCUUCGAAAAGUCAGUGUCAUUCAGCGACGACCCGCCAGACAUGAACUCUCCUAAACAGCAUUCCCCGCAGCACGCAGCGGAUACAAAACCAACGAAACCGGCGAUCAAAUCCUCCACGUUGCCGAGGAUGUCUUCGCAAGAGAGGGACAGGCAUAAGCCGACUCCGCCGCCGAAACCAGCGGCCCUAGUCGCCGGUCAAUACGUUUAUCGGGACUUGGCUCUCACGCCGGAAAUGUACAAUCAGCUGCGAGGCUUGCAGAAGAAGGCGAAGGAUCUCAGGCAGGAGGUACGAAACCUGCGGCGCAUGUCUCAGGCACAGGCGCACACCAUACGGGAGACCAUUCUGGACACGUUCAUCACGAUCAGGGCUAUGUUACUGUCAUGCGGAGACGCAGCCUGGGACGCGGAAAAGAUUCGACUGAGCCGCGAGGAAGACCUCUACAGGCAGGAAAUGCUGAGGCUGGUAAAAGAUCUGACCGAGCUGGAAAACACGGUGGAGGAAUUGCGUGGCAACGUCAUAAACAGGAAGACGAGGGUAAACAUGUCGGACGUGGAGAACAUGGCGUUGAUAAUGAGCAAAUCGAGUUUGUCCCGUUUCAGCAAAACGGUAGCCGAUCUGAAGGUACGAUUUCCGAGUCUACAAGAGGGAAUGAAGGGUCUGCUGAGCUCGGAAAUGGAGAUGGUCGUACGAGCGGAAAAGUUCCUGAAGGAAGAACCCGAACGACUGGAGUCAGCGUUGAAGCGUUGCAAAAAGCUCACCAGUACCCUCGUGACGCUCAAACGCUUGGCGUCGGUGCAAGAGCAGCGAUUACCAAACGCAGCGACGAGCGUAGACGCCGAGGAGACACCGCCGAUAACACCCACUUCCGCUCAACAUUCCAAGGCAACUGCCCCUGUGCCAGCGGAACGCACUGUCGUGGGGUCAGCGAGCGUCAUCGGGGGAGGGCCCCACGCUCUCGAGCCACCCGCCGCCCAUCAGCAGCGUCCGGAGAACGCACUCGACGCUCUGCUAGACGAGCUCCAGACGUUCUCGAGGCCGAGUUCGCAGCUCGGUCACGUGCAGACGUCGGUCAGAGGAGAGGCGCCAGCAGGAGCGGUCACGACGAACGUCGGCACACCGGCACGGGCGCCGUGCAUCUCGGACAUCGGGAGAAAGGGAAGCAUCGACUCGUCGAGCGGAACGGUGAUAGCCGCCCUGGCGCCGACCGGCGCAGCUGCGAACGUCGCCGGUGGCACUCUACGCCGACUGCACUCUUAUCCUUCUAGUUCGGACACGGACACCUCGCCCCCCAUAGCGAGACUUCAGGUUUCGUUGCAGGAUCAGCAGCCGAGUCUGCCCACGUUGCCGCAGGGUUUCGUGCCGGGUCAAAAGCCGCCGGUGCCGGAACGGAACGCGGAGCUGCUGCAGUUGGCCACAGCUAGAAGGGUCCCACCACCUCCCCCGCCGCGCACCAGCUCCAGAUCCCCGUUGGCUAGCCCCACUAGUCCCCAGCUACCGCCCAGAAAUCACUCUUGCAACUUGCAGACCGGGAACGCGACCCUGCGAAGACCUCCGGCUCGCGGCACUCUGCCGAUCAAGGAGGGCAAACCCCCGAUGGCUCUACCGGCCGAAGCCGUCUCCGCUUUGGACGCGAGGCCGUCGCUGCUGCACAACAACGGGUCCACCGGGUCUCAGACGUUGGCGGUGCUGUCCACAAGCAACUCCAGCUCCUGCGAGAGCGUCAACUCGCAGGAAGGCCUGCAGAUCGAGAAGGAGAGACAGGAGCAGCUGGACCAGCGACACCAGGAACUGCUGCGCAAGCAGAAGGCUCUGCAGGAACAAUACGCGCGCCUUCAACAGCUGCAGAGAAACACGGCCGGCCUGACCACCGUGCCACCCGCGCCCCCGGAUCUCCUGAAGAAAACCGGCUCCGAAAGCAACCUGUUGGCCAAGAUGGGCCUGGGACUCAGCGCCGCUAGUUCCGGAUCACUGACCAGCCUCGCGGGCAAACCAAUCGCCCCCAUCCCUCAGGAAGCAACGCGAGCUGAACAGCCCGGCGACCAACGGAACACCGCGUCCGUGAACUCGUCGACGUCCAUCAGGAUCGCGACCACAGCCACCGCGUCCACCGAGUCGAACGGCGCCGAUCAAGUUCCGAACUCGGCCGCGAUUUCCAACGGCGCUGCCUCCGCCACGACCGCCCCCGUCACCGCGACCCCGAGUACGACCACCACGACCACCAGCAAGAUCUACGAGACGGACAUUCUGUGACCGAGAUAUCGAUUCUCGAUCGACUCGACCGUCGAGCUGCUGGUCCGGCGGAUCGCCAGGCUCGCGAUCGCGAGUUAACGACUCCUCGGGGGCUAUUCUCGGGCGCUGAUUUUAUCGGGACACGGAUACACGUUUAACGGGAGGUAUUAGACUGGCUAAGCGGCUCGUGGAAACGCGGCAGCUCGCGUUUCGAUGGAAAGUAGGGUAUCACAGCGUAGAGAACUUAGCGAGUCACGCGUUAUUUAUAAUAUCGAUUAUCAUAAUUAACGAUAUAGUGUUAGAGUAAUCGUAAAGGGAAACGUAAUCUCUGUCGGAACCCAACAGGGAGAGAGAGAGAUUCUUAAACAGAGGGAGAGGGGGAUCGCCCAGCACCCUUCCAGGGUGUUCAACGAUCACGGAAAGAGAAACAGGUACGUCGCGUUAAGAAGUCGAAGCAUUUCAGACUUUCGGAGAUCCGAGUUCCUGUCCGAAACGCGAAGCUGUAAUCGACUCCCUUCGGACGAAGGGAGGGAAGAGGAGGAGGGUCCUCGUGUCGUCAAACUUUCGCGACGAUUGUGCCAAACGAGAUGAGAGAGUAAAGGAGAAAGAAACCGCGAUUCCUUGCUACCUUCUCGCAUUUUCGACUCGGCCAAUUCCAUUUUUUACCCGCGACACCAUCGCCGAACCAUCCUGCGUACGUAUAAGUAUUUAUUGUAUCCAUUGAGAAGAAUACAUAUACAAGAGGGACGAGAGUAAAGGAGUAUCAUAAAGGAGUAUUUAAACGAAUAUAGAUAGGUAGAUAAAGAGGCGGAUGAGAGGGAGACCAGAAUGUCGCAGGUGGAUGCCGCAGACGAAUUUUCCUCCUGCAAUUUGCGGCGCGUUUCGAGUAGGUAGCUUUAAUCACGAGCUCGAGCGAAAAUGCGACGAAGGAGAGCGCGAGAAAAUCCUGAGAGAGGCAAGAUUUAAAGGAACAUUGCUCAAUAUUUACCGAUUGGAACGCGACGAGUAUACAUACGUAUGUACGGUAGACUCUCGUUAUAUUGCCGCAGAAGUGGUUGUAGAGGCAGGAAAUUUUUCAAGCUUACAGUUGGAGGGAAAAGGAAGAUAAAAAUAUAUCACUUUCGAAUGGUAUUGUUAUACUUGGAAAUCUAUAUCAUAGAGAAAUCCUUCACGUGGCAAUAUAACGAGAGCCUACUCGUAUAUCGCGAGGCGUGCGCGGCGCGCCGUUUCAAAUCCAAUUCGUUCCACUUUCCAAGCGCAAAUUGCGAAAAGAAAUCGAUUGUAAAUUGUUUAACAAAUUAACCGCUUCUUCUCGAAAAUCGACCGGCUUUUGUCUGUGUGCUCCGCGCGCUUUACAUUGGAACAGCGUCGCGAACGCCUCGACGAUGCAACCCGUGAAACAUUCAUUCCUAAUUCGAUUAGUCGAUCAAUUAAUUCGCUUGAAUCGCAUCAACCAAGUUUCUGUCGUCGUACGGAACGCGAGCAAAAGAAUUGUUCUGAUAAAAAGAACGUUGGAAGAAAAAGAAAUGGUAGGAAAUUAAGGGAUCCGUGCUUCCUUCGAUACCAGUGAUCUAAGAUGGGAUAGGUUUCUCUGCGCAUGCGCGACUUUUCGUGACGUACCAUGAUGGCGGCGCGGACCCCAGAGUUUUUGGCGGGACUGCGCUGGACAGUAACAGGUUCUUUACCUUAUCACUUUCUUAUCUUAUAACAUCGUAUAUACAUAUAUUCAUUAUUUAUAAUUCCAAAUUUUUAAGUAAUUUAAAUGAGAUCAAACGCAGGGGCACUAUAAGUCCCUCGUUUCAUGCGUACACAAUGCACAUGCGCGGAAUAACCUAUCCUGCCUAAAAUCGCUGUUCGAUACUCGACAGAAAUCCAUGGUAUAUACGUACAUACACAUACAUCCAUCACACGCGUCACUUAUAUAAUCUACACGCGCAUACUUUGCUUCAGGCCUAAUAGCCGAUAGAUUCGAAUCCGUGCUUAUUCGAUUUUCCGUUCGUUUUCCGUUUGCCUCGUGACACAUUGGCGCCGGCGGUUUCCUUUCCUCGUCGAUCGUCGUCGAAUAGCGAAUUAGUAACAAGUUUCGUCUACUGUACGCGAUCAUCGUAAUCGUGCUCUUAUUUAUUUUCUACGUACACACCAUGAAACUCAUCUAUAUGGAAGUAAUAAUUAAUAUACAUAUAAGGAUAAGAGUAAUACGAGUAAGAUAUGGAUAAUAACGAUCGAUCACACACAGUAUUCAGUUGCGAGUGUUUAUCAAAACAGAAAGAAAUGCUACUCUAUCCCAACGAACUAGCACUUGCCGUUCGAUCGGUCUAGAUCGAACCGCUGUGUAUUGUGUUCCACCGAAUACCACGACAAACUUAGAUACUCACACUUACACGGGCAAUCUACAGCCGCAUAUCGUCGCAUUUGUACAAAGCUGCUUCUUUCUAUCCGACUCCUGUUCGUUUCACGCUCUUUGUUUAUCCAUGAUAGUACGCGUUUCUUUCAUCCAUUUUACCUAUCAAUGUACCUGCGUACACCUGUCUCGUUCCCUAAAAAUAACCCGCGAGAAUUCAUUCCCUGUUUUACCGUGCCACGGUAAGCAACCCUCAGACGCAGGAAGAUGCACACCUAACGAGUUUGCGCGACGCAAACCAGGACCCGAAUAGAUUCUGUUCUUUCCAUAACGUUAGCCGUAAAAAAAAAUGUUUUAAGAAUGUUUUCCGACGAUCCUGUACGCCAAAUCGAAUUGACUUGUUACAUUUGUAAAUGUUUGUAAGUAACUAUCACGUAAUAAAAUAAUCGAUUAAUAA